Molecule: messenger RNA, 3303 nt
Organism: Papaver somniferum (opium poppy)
Lineage: Eukaryota; Viridiplantae; Streptophyta; Magnoliopsida; Ranunculales; Papaveraceae
Exons: 6
Coding region: 1-3303 (1100 amino acids)
Source: RefSeq, a predicted model, not a curated record
AUGAAUAAAGAUUGGGUUCAUUGGCCAAGGGGUGAUCUUCCAUAUCAGGAGGCCUUGAAGAAUUUCAUAGAUACCGUUUGUCAGAGACUUGGAAAUCCUUCUGAAUUCAGUUGUCCUUGUGUUGAUUGUAAGAAUCUCACUUUCCCACUUCCUCCGAAAGAAGUGCAUCUUCACUUGCUGAAACGAGGUUGGGAUCCUACAUACACUGAGUGGGUUUUUCACGGGGAGACUAUGCACACUUCUACUGAUGUACACCAAGAGGGAGCAACAAGGGGAUCAUAUCAUAUAGAUGCUGCUGUUGAAGCUGAUGCACAUAUCGAUCAGGGACAUGAACCUGUGCAAGAUGAGGGUUUGGAAAACCAUGUGGAAGAGGCGGACCCACCGUUAUAUCCUAAUUGUAAAACACACACAAAGUUAUCCAUCACUGUUGAAUUGUAUAGGCACAAGACAGUAAAUGGUUUAUCUAGGAAAUCUUUUGACGAACUUCUCAAGACAAUCGGUUCCUUGUUGCCGCCAGAUCAUUGUCUUCCUUGCUCAACAUAUGAAGUGAAAAAGCUCCUGAAAUCUUAUCAAUUGACUUACCAGAAAAUACAUGCUUGUAUUAAUGAUUGUUGUUUGUUUAGAAAAGAUUUGAAAGAUGCAGACGAGUGUCCUAAAUGUCAUUAUUCUAGGUGGAAGGCAGACACAUCUAACAUGAUGAGAGAUGAUGAAAUGAUAGACAAGCCGCAAAAGAAGAUACCGGUGAAGGUGCUUAGGUACUUCCCCAUUGUGCCGAGAUUGAGAAGAUUGUUUCAAUCAGCAGCACUGGCUGAGCAGUUGAUAUGGCACGCGACGAACAAGAGUAAGGAUGGGAAGAUGCGUCAUCCAACAGAUUCUUUGGCUUGGAAGCACAUAGACACAAAGUAUCCCGAGUUUGCUUCAGAUCCCCGUAAUUUGCGUCUUGGGCUUGCUGCUGAUGGAUUUAAUCCAUUUGGUGAUCUUUCCGCAGCCCACAGUUGUUGGCCAGUGAUGCUCGUGGUUUAUAAUUUGCCCCCUCAAUUGUGUAUGCAAGGUGACAACAUAAUUCUGAGCAUGCUGAUUCCAGGAAAAAAACAACCGGGUAAUGACAUUGAUGUAUACUUGCAGCCCUUGAUUGAUGAUCUUUUUGAGUUGUGGGAGAAAGGGGUGCAGGUAUAUGAUUCGUUUACUAAAACAGAUUUUAACUUGAAGGCGUUAUUAAUGUGGACAAUAAACGAUUUCCCUGCAUAUGGUAAUUUAUCUGGAUGUACGUAUAAAGGGAAGGCAGCCUGUCCUCUUUGCGGUGAAAAUACACUUUCAAACUGGUUGGCAUUUAGUCGUAAAACUGUCUACUUGAAUCAUAGGAGAUUUCUUCGUCAUAAUCAUCCUCUUCGGCAGAAAAAAGACUGGUUUAAUGGAGAGAUUGAGAGGAAGGAAAAGCCACCUGUUAUGUCUGGUGCUGCGGCACUUGAAUGUCAGAAUAGUAUUACAAAUGAUUUUGGGAAAGCGGAGAAGAACGAGGAGGAGAUAAGGAAAAAGAAAGAGCAAAAGAAGAAGAAUAAGGGCAAGAGUAGUGCGGCAGCAAGUGCAAAUGUGGGUAAUUCUAAAUGUGGGAAGCGGAAAAGGGAUGUUGUUGCUGAUGCGGCUAUUUCUGGUGCAAAUGAUGAUGAAACUGAACUUCGGGUGUUUAACAAACGGUCAAUAUUCUUCGACUUGCCUUACUGGAAGGAUUUAUUACUACGGCACAAUAUUGAUGUUAUGCAUACAGAAAAAAAUGUUUGCGAGAGUAUUAUUGGUACCAUAUUGAAUAUAAAGUCCAAAACAAAAGACGGUCUAAAGUCCCGCAAUGAUCUGAAGAGUAUGGGAAUAAGACCAGAAUUACAUCCAGUAGAGAUAAAUGGAAAAACGAUCCUUCCACCAGCACCAUACUGUUUAAAUGACAAGGAAAAGGCUAUAUUGUAUAAUAGGAUGAGAAAUUUAAAGGUUCCAUAUGGUUUUAGUUCUGAUCUUAGAAAGCAUUUCUCAAAAGAUGGUUGCUUAGGUGUUCUUAAGGCUCAUGAUUACCAUGUUCUUAUGCAACAAAUAUUACCCGUUGCUUUGCAAGGACUUUUACCUGUAGGGCCAAGGGAGGCAAUUUUCAGGUUAUGUUCUUAUUUUCACGAAAUAUGCCAAAGGGCAGUUGAUCUCCAUAGAUUAAUAGAACUUGAAGUAGAAGUUGCUGAGACUUUGUGUAUGUUUGAGAGGUACUUCCCUCCGUCACUUUUUGAUGUCAUGAUGCACUUGACAAUUCACCUAGCUCGAGAAGUGCGAUUAUGUGGACCUGUACAAUAUCGUUGGAUGUAUCCAUUUGAAAGGUAUUUUGAUAUUCGUAAGGCCCAAGCAGCUGAAACAGGAGUAGAGCAAAGGCGUAACGAAAACACUCAAAAUGGUUCCACACCGGCAGCACGUCCUCUUUCUAAAGGUGUCCAAGUGCGUAUGGAUAGUGAGAAGUUAAAGAUAGCUCACAGAUAUGUGCUUUUUAACACACCCGAAAUUGACCCAUAUAUGAUAAUGCAUAUGGACGAGUUAAAAUCUCCUGCUGGGAGGGCAAUUACUAGUGAAGACCAACUCAAUUCCAUACAGUCUGACACAUUUGCAGAUUGGUUUCAACAAAAGGUUAAGAUGCAAAUUGAACAAGGCAUGCCAAUAUCACACACGGUAGAAUGGUUGUCAUAUGGGCCGUUGGAAAACUGCAUAUCAUAUAAAGGCUUGCUUAUCAAUAACACUAGGUUUAUUACGAAGGAUGUUAAGAGAGUCACACAAAACAGUGGAGUUUCAAUUGAAUCAACAACCUUAGUUGCAGGAUUGUCAGAAACUAGUGGGUUCUAUGGUGUUUUAGAAGAAAUUCUAUUGUUGGACUACAAUCAUAUGUUUCAAAUUCCAAUAUUCAAAUGUGAUUGGGCUCACACCAAUUUUGGUGUGAAGGUAGAAGAUGGCUUUACAUUAGUCAAUUUAAAGCAGCAUAAGAACCAAUACUGUAACGAUCCAUUCAUUUUAGCAAAGCAAGCGCGACAAGUUUUCUAUUCUCGAGAGUCAAAUACAUCUAACUGGUAUAUGAUGGUGAAACCACCGCCCAGGGGUUUCCAUGAAUUAGAGGAAUACAAUGAAAAGCAUGACACAAUUUUCCAACCAGUGGAUAUUUCAACUCUUGGUUUCCAAAUGGAUGACGAGAACGAGAGUUACUUAAGAGAAGAUGGGAAAUAUACCAUAGUGGUUCCGACAAAGAAGAAGAACAAAAAGAAGAAGAAAAAGAAGUUCACAAGUUAG